UUGAUUGGUUUCUGAAUGGCUGGUUAGUGGCCAGGGUUCAGACACAUAAUUAUUGGAGUAUUUUCAGACAUUGUUUCCGCAGCCAUUUCAUUGUGAAGGCUUUGUUCACCGGCCUCUGUGGAUGCCAUCUUCCGGUCGGUGACCAAUGGGCAUUAUCCAUGGUCGAUAGCAUGUUCCAUGUUUACUCCUCGAUUGCAAGGGCUGUUUGGUGCGUUGGGGGCUGAAUCUCAGCGAUACGUGCAACAGAGCGGCAUCACAUCUGUGCUUGAAACAAAUGUUUGGGACACUGCUGAGGAAUAUCUUUCUGGGUGCACUGCAACUGCAGCGACAAAAGCCGAGUUGGCGUCUUUUUGGUCGGCUGCUCAGGGCGCCUGUGCCCUCGCCUUGCGGCAGGCCGUGGUUCGUCACACAGAAGACUCUUCGUGUUUACCUGUGAGCACGCGGUCUUUCUUUGCACCCAGCCGCUCCGCCCCAACUUCGGCCCUCAAGCCCUCGACGGGCUGUACUCCACACAAGAAGCGUCGGCUGCGUCAGCUGCAGCCAACAGAGGCCUCACAGCACCUGCAGAACCUCCAGCUGCGAGAGAGACAAAUUGUGGAACAGUCCUGCACGGAGCUCUGGAAAUUGUUUUUGGAAGUUGGUGAACAAGGCACUCUUUGGCAAGAAUAUUCAAAGCUGUCGAGUUGUGAUAGGGAACAUUUUGCCUCAAUGUUUUUCGACGAGCUUUGCCUAGUUUCUGUUACAUCGCUACAGUCCGCGCUCCGUGUGGUUGAUCGGUGGCGCCGCCACUGCCAGGACACCCAUAUCCAUCCAUGGCAAGCCUCAAGCAUACAUGUGGCAUUAUGGCUGCGAUCCCUUCGGGAACGUGGGCCUACGGCCCCGAAUGGUGCUUUCCACAUGUUGAAGUGGCUCGAAGGGAAAAUUGGCAUUGUGUUUCACAGCUCUUCGGACCGCGUGCGCGGCCAAUCUGCCAUACCCAGCACGCAUGAAGAAGAACAAGCGACGCCCUUGUCGCUACAAAUCCUGCUGGCACUGGAGUCACUAGUGCCUAGCAGAAACCAUGCUGUGGCAGCUCUGGCACUCACCUGGAUUGUGUUGUCACUUGGUGUGCUGCGGUUUGCGCAUUUGCAGAGAUCGACCAUAGUACGAAUUCUGGACAAUGGUGUUGCUGCUCGCGCAAGCUUGGGUAAACGUCGUACCAAUGGCAGGCGACGCCCGUUCGACUGGAGAUCGCCCCGGUGGGGGAUCACUGGCAUUGACUUGGGGGCGGCCAUUCAUACCUUUUUGGCCAGAGCCUUUGGUGAACACCCCCAACAGGGUUUUUUCCUACCAGAUUUCCUUCCUGUGAGAUGUUCUUUGGAUUCUGCAACGGGUUUUUCUUCCAAGCAAAUGUCCAUAGGACGGUUUGUACGGCUAAGCCAACAUAUGUUCCAACAAGCGCCCUUCGGUUUGUCUGAGUUGCAGGCAGUUGAGUUCACGUCCUACUCUGCUCGUCGUGUCCUGCCGACCAUUGCUGAACUCGCUCGCUUCGAUCCGCACGAGCUGCUGCUAGUUGGCGAUUGGAAAAAGCAAGGGAAAUCCCUUGAUUUGAGCAUGCCCUUGCGCUACGCGGACCAGAAAUUGCACACCAGCUUGUGCGUCAAGACCGAACUUGUUUGUUUGAUGCGGCAUCUUGUACAGACUGGGGUUCGCACUCGCUUGUCGUGGGAUAAACUCAGUGAAAGGUUCCCCCCUAGAGAUGUAUCCCGAAAACUGGCCGCUUCUCUUCUGCAAAACGGUUCUGCUGCAAUGUAUGUACGUGAAGCAGAUUGUCGUGGUUCGGAGAACCGCGUUGUUGCAACUUCUGCCUUUGACGCUGACAGUUCGUCGUCCUCGUCAGAUUCGAGUGCUGAGUCGUCCAGCGACUCUACUCAAGAAGACACCUGUCCAGAGGUGCAGUGGUUGUUGAGUAAAGGGCAGAAUGCACCUGUGCAAGCAAGUCCGUUUGCAGACAAAGCGCUGGCACACGGCCUGCAACCGAGGUCUGAAAGAUCCAGACAUUGGCACUGGCCUCCAGGAUGCGUGUGACACAGGCAAACCUUGGUCACCUCGCUGCUUCUCUCUACUCCCUUCUUCCCUCCAAACCAAAUGGCAGGGCAUGAUGCCCCGCCAGCCGUGACACAGACACUCUCUAGAUCGAUGGCGCCAGGUCAAUGGGAGCUGGAGUGGAACCAAAUGCAUAAUGCUUCACCGAUUACCGCACCAUCGAAAAAGAGUGCGCCUGCUGUUUUGAGAGUGGAAGUCUCAGAAACGAUCUGAAACGUACAACCAUAAUG
Molecule: messenger RNA, 2315 nt
Organism: Durusdinium trenchii
Lineage: Eukaryota; Dinophyceae; Suessiales; Symbiodiniaceae
Source: the annotation of a GenBank genome assembly